AAACGCCCUCUACCAUUUUAACCCUUCAAUUUCAUUCUCUCCUUCUCCAUAUUGUGCCGUUUUACUGUGUUGCAAUCAGAGCUUUUCACACGAAACAAACCGAUAAGGAUUUUGACCAAACAAACCUGCUUGUUCAAUUUUUUACCGGUUACCAGUCGAUAGUCCCACAACCACUAAGUCUUCAUUUUCCGGUCAGCCAUCACCUCUUUCAACCUCGUCUUUGUGGUCGACCCGCCUUUAUAUUCUGCGCUUUCUUCGAAUCAACUUCUCCGACAAGCACUCCGUUGACGAUGGAAAAAGACGCAUCCUAGGGGCACCGUUACCCCGAACAUAUGUAGCCCAUGCCAUGUCAACCGUGCAUCUUAGUACCUGCAACUGACCUAGCCUGUGGUGCGUAAGUCCGCAAAAUGGGACACUUCGAAGUACAAAGUCUUCAUCGCCACCAGUGAAAUUGUCAUUACCGAAUGCCCUGACAAGGCAAAUGCUUUUCAACAAUGGGAUGAAAACAUAUAGCAAAAAUGUUCAACAGCUCAGCGGGAAAGAACUGGAAUAUAUUGCAAAUGAAGAACUAUUGGAAUACUUGCAAAUGGCUCACAAGCACCUUUUCGAGCUACUGCAAUGCACUAGAAUUGAGUACCCAUAGAAUCCACGCUCCUGAAUAUUGGUGGGAAGAAAAAAUUAAGGCACCUGAGAACCCAAAAUAUGCAAAGUACAUGAAUCUUGACUGUAGCGAGAUAUAUGACACGUACGAAAAAUUGUUUGACGAUACUGGCAACUCAAUGAAGUAUGCAUUGUCCCCAUCGAAGCUAUCUCAACGUGGUUUUGACUUGGGCACUGAAAGACGGGACGAAGGCGACGAGUUACCAAUCAACGCGAAGACAACCGAUUCCAGUUGUUGCCCUGUUCGGGAAUCUUGGGAUCUAUGCUUACUUGAUGAUAGAGCUAACUCGUCCAUGAAUAUUUUUGGCAAACACGGUGGGGAAAAAAGGAAACGCAGCCAUAGUAAAGGGAAAGGACAUAGGAAAAAGUACAGUGUCCAUGAGGUUUUUGCUUCUCUUGAGCAAAUGGUCAGUGUUGGAAAUCUAGCUUCAAUUGCGAUAUCACAUUGUAUGUGAGGAAGGUUGGUAGGCAAGUGUGUCGACGAACUUCUGUCGUCUGUGGCGGAGGGUGAUGAGCUCCACCUGUUCGCCCCGUGGUUCCUCCAAGAUAAAGAAAAUUGAAACUCUUAUUAUACUACUAAGAUACUGUAUUGCGUUUCAAGUUUGGAGAGUACUGUUUCGACAGGGAUAAUAAGGCAUUUCUGAGUAAGGGCUGAGCGUUUUCCAUUUCGGACGUGGACAAUGUGAUUUCAUUUUUCGUUGUAAUUGUAAUUUUUCUAGUUUAUUGGCCAUUUAUAUGAAUAUUGUUGUAUCAUGUUUCGGUGUUAGAUAUACAACUUACUUUGAAUCUUCCGUUUAAUGUGUACUUAUAGUAAUUUGCAUU
Molecule: messenger RNA, 1482 nt
Organism: Olea europaea var. sylvestris
Lineage: Eukaryota; Viridiplantae; Streptophyta; Magnoliopsida; Lamiales; Oleaceae
Exons: 3
Coding region: 519-1115 (198 amino acids)
Source: RefSeq, a predicted model, not a curated record